Messenger RNA from Brugia malayi, 1188 nucleotides. RefSeq names its product protein kinase C-binding protein PICK1, putative. The record is from RefSeq and is a predicted model, not a curated record. Gene Ontology annotation, molecular function: phospholipid binding; protein domain specific binding; protein kinase C binding. Gene Ontology annotation, biological process: receptor clustering; intracellular protein transport; dendritic spine maintenance. Gene Ontology annotation, cellular component: postsynaptic early endosome; trans-Golgi network membrane; synaptic vesicle. Bases 1 to 1188 code for a protein of 395 amino acids. The transcript is spliced from 8 exons. Lineage: Eukaryota; Metazoa; Nematoda; Chromadorea; Rhabditida; Onchocercidae.
AUGGAGGAAGAUCGAUUGGGAAUGUCGAUAACAGGUGAUGUUACUGAGAUUAUCAAGGAUACAAAUGGUGUUAUCGGUAUAUCAAUCGGUGGAGGUGCACCAUAUUGUCCUUGUAUCUAUGUGGUACAGGUUUUUGAAAAUUCACCGAUGGCUUUGAAUGGACAAAUUCAAGCCGGUGACGAAAUUAUUAGUGUAAAUGGUAUUUCGGUAAAAGGAGAAGAUAAAACGGCGAUUGCAAAGAUGAUUCAGGAAGCGGAAGGAUCUGUUAAACUUGGAUUCAAUGUUCUUCAUGCUGAAAUAAUAGAUGGACAUACACUAGACAUAGCGUUGAAGAAGAUGAAACAUCGUGUGGUAGAAUCAAUAACUACCGAAACUGCUGAUGCAUUGGGAUUAUCUCGAGCAAUUUUAUGCAAUGAUCUUUUACUUCAGAAAUUAAAUCGUUUGGAACAAUGCUCACAAUUAUACAAGAAACUUAUCAAACAUCUCAGUGCUCUACUUAAUUCUCAUUAUCAUAUUGCCAAAACUCAAAAAGAAUUUGGUGAUUUAUUCUGUCAGAUAGCAGCACGAGAAAGCUCUACAACAACCAAUAAAGCAUUGCUAACAUUUGGCAAUAUGCAUCGAACCAUUGAAAAGCAUACCGUAAAAUUGGUAAAAAGUCUACAUCCAAUAGUGCGUGACCUGAAAACAUUUGUUGAAAAAGCAAUUCCGGAUACAAAACUAACUCUAAAGAAAUACCUAGAUGCUAAAUUUGAAUAUUUGGCAUUUUGUUUAAAGUUGAAAGAAAUGGACGAUGAAGAAGUAGAAGCAGCUAGUUACGAUGAGCCGUUGUAUCGUGUUGAAACGGGUAAUUAUGAAUACAGGCUGAUGCUGCGCUGCCGACAGAAUAGUCAUGAAAAAUUCAUGAAGUUAAGGAGGGACGUCAUGGAAAAGUUGGAAUUAUUGGAUCAGAAACAUGUGCAAGAUAUAGGCAUUCAUUUAUCAAGUUUUGUGAAAGCUAUAAUGGAAACACACGCGGAAUGUCGAGAUGCGAUUUCCGGAGCAAAUGGAUUAUUUCCGAUUGAUAUUGACCUCGAGCAAAUCAUCCACCGAUACAAUACUAGCGGUCGACUGGAGGAAGAAGAGGAAGAGAUUGAUAAGAUGGAAAUAGUGGAGGAGCAGAAAUCCGAGGAUCUGCUGGAUUUAUCUUGA